AUCGCCGACAGCGGGCAAACAGUUGCCGAUCCGCCAGCACAAAGUGCAGUACUCUGUCCGCAGAAUUAUUCCAUUAAAACAGAAUGUCGGCGAUCGGAAAGAUCGGAUUCCUGGGGGGUGGCAAUAUGGCCAAGGCUUUGGCCAAAGGGUUCCUAGCAGCAGGCCUUGCCAAGCCCAGCACCCUGAUAGCCAGUGUCCAUCCGGCGGAUAAGCUCUCCCUGCAGUCCUUUCAAUCCCUGGGCGUGGAGACAGUGGUUAAAAAUGAACCCGUUGUCCAGCAAUCGGAUGUGGUCUUUGUGUCGGUGAAACCUCAAGUGGUUCCCUCGGUUCUAUCGGAGAUUCAGCCCCUUAGUUCCGGCAAACUAUUUCUAUCCGUGGCCAUGGGCAUCACGUUGUCCACCAUCGAAUCCAGUUUAUCUCCGCAGGCGCGUGUGAUCCGCGUGAUGCCCAAUCUGCCGGCAGUGGUUUGCUCAGGCUGUUCGGUUUUUGUGCGGGGAUCCCAGGCCACCGAUGCCGAUGCAGAGGUCACCCAGAAACUGCUGCAAUCCGUGGGCACUUGUGAGGCGGUGGAUGAAUCGCAGUUGGACGUAGUCACUGCUCUCAGUGGCAGCGGACCGGCCUAUGUGUUCGUGAUGAUCGAGGCCCUGGCGGACGGAGCCGUACACAUGGGAAUGCCCAGGGAUCUGGCCUACCGCCUGGCAUCACAAACCGUCCUGGGCGCUGGUCACAUGGUGCGCGACAGUGGCCUGCAUCCCGGACAGCUAAAGGAUGGGGUCACAAGUCCGGCGGGUUCGACGGCAGCAGCCCUCAGACAACUCGAGCUGUCAGGUUUUCGGGCGGCUGUGUCUGGAGCGGUGGAACAAGCUACGCUGCGAUGCCGGCAAAUCUCGGGCAAGAAAGCGUAGGCACAUAGGUUUCCAAAUAUACAUUAGGGUGGGUCUAUUUUGUUAUCAAACUAAUCGUAGCUUUA
Messenger RNA from Drosophila takahashii, 970 nucleotides. It is a transcript of the gene P5cr-2, whose product is annotated as Pyrroline-5-carboxylate reductase-like 2. Gene Ontology annotation, biological process: L-proline biosynthetic process. NCBI's taxonomy places the organism in Eukaryota, Metazoa, Arthropoda, Insecta, Diptera, Drosophilidae. The record is from RefSeq and is a predicted model, not a curated record. Gene Ontology annotation, molecular function: pyrroline-5-carboxylate reductase activity.